AUGUCUAAGACAAUUUCUAAAGAAGAACCAUUUAUCUUGGCAUCUCAAGCACAUCAAGUGUUUUAUGUUGAAGAUCUUAAUAGAGAUGGUUGGCAUUAUGCUGUUCAAAUCCCUCCUAGAGAGCUUUCUGAUGAUGAAGGGGAGUAAAGCAAAAGCUUCUAAUUCCCAAAGUCAGCUUCCAGACUAUGAGUUACAAAGGCUCAGAAAAUUGAAGCAUAAUGCUGAAAGAAUGUCAGCCCAAGGAUCGGGAUCCUUGGCGAAUAAGAUACUGCAACAAAAAACACGCGACAUACUUUGUUCGAGUGUGAGGCAGACAGAUGAUGGCUCCUCAGGAGACUCUGAUACGGAACAGGAAACUCUUGGUAGUGAAAAAAGACAAGUAUGUGAAAAGGUCUCUUCUCAACAACAUCCAGUUCCUACACGGGAAAUUCAAAGGAAGCAGCAAGAACAGCAAUUGGGGUCAACAAAGGCAUCUGUGAAGAAAAGAGCGUUCUGUUCUCCUGGCUCAAUGUCAGCUUACCUCGAGUUUCGAAAACGACAAAAGGAUGAAGCGCUGAUGAUGAGCAGUGAGGUGCAUGAAAAAGGGCAAAAUUAUGAUGAUGAGCAGCUGAAUGAGACCGAUUGUGCUCUUCAGUUCGAUUGUGAGGACAAUGAUGAGGGAAAUGAAGCAGCGGAACGAGCAUUGAUGGCACAGUUUGGAAUAGAAGACAUAAAUAGAUUGAAAACUCCAAUAAAGAAGUAG
Messenger RNA from Chenopodium quinoa (quinoa), 742 nucleotides. RefSeq lists its product as uncharacterized. The transcript is spliced from 4 exons. The record is from RefSeq and is a predicted model, not a curated record. NCBI's taxonomy places the organism in Eukaryota, Viridiplantae, Streptophyta, Magnoliopsida, Caryophyllales, Amaranthaceae. Bases 65 to 742 code for a protein of 225 amino acids.